AUGUUGGGACGCCGGCGGAAGGGCGUGGAAUGCUCCGUCCAGCCUCGAGAGACAAAACGAUGGCGUCUGGAGCUGAACGAGGCGAGCAGUGCUGCACAAGACGCUUCUGAGGCACCGUCCAACUCUGCCCGAGAUCCUCGCACGGGCGGAUCGCCCGCCGCUGCCGAGGAAGGUCAGAGUUCCCCGUACCCACGCGGUGCGCGAUUGCCCGAAGACGGCGAGGAGGAAACGAUUGUCCCCAACUUGACAGAAGAGGAACUACGGCUGCUGCAGGCCGACGAAGAAGAAGGGGAGGCGCGGGACCAACGCGACAGAGAACGAGGGGCGACAGACGGGACUGAAAACGGGAGCGACGGCGCAGAGAAGCCUGAAGACGGCGCCGGCGAGAAGAAGCCGAAGAAGAGACGGAGGUUUGCAUGGAUGGAAAGCGACGAUGAAAGCAUCACAGCCAGCAGCAGCGAAGAAGAAGAAGCUGAACAGGAUCCACAGGAGGCGACUACUUCAGCCGUGGCCCACGCCAGCUUGUCUCCCGAGAAUCCUUCUCCCGCCCCCUCACCUCCUUCCCCCGGGACUUCGUCGGCGUCUGCUACCGACUCCUCCUCCUCUUCAUCUUCUUCUGGGAAGGCGGGAGACCAGCUUGAGGAAGAUGUGGUUUCAGCGUCUGUGUUUGCUUCCGAUUUGGCUGCGCUCGGGUUGCGGUUUGCGGGGGCUGAGCGCGAAGAGCUCUGCGAGCGCAUGCAGCGAUGCAUCACGUGUCUCUUUCUCGCGAAUCUCUCUUUUGAGGCGCCACUGGGGGAAAUCGAGACUUGGGUCCACACCCACACGCAAGUCGCCCCGAUGCAGGUCUUUGCAGCGCCGUCCAACGACUCCGCAUAUAAGGCGCCUCCGCCUGCGGGCAGUGGAAUGCCAGCGAACGGCGCGCACCGAGGCCGCGUCUUUGUCGAACUCGGCAGCUACGCAAAGGUUCGCCAAGCCGUGCAGAAGCUGAACGGCUUAUAUUUGAGAGGUCGACCGGUGCGUGCACUCUUCGCGUUCUGCGUCGAUGGACGGCCGUGCACCCUGCAGACGGCGAUGCAUCUCAAGUACCUCAGACAGCACGUGCUGCAAGAUCUGCUGGGAGUCGAGCGCGGCUCCAGAUUCCACAGACACACUCCAGCGUGGAAGAUCGAUGGCGGAUGCAACUGGGGUGGGACGUAG
This is a messenger RNA of Neospora caninum, 1197 nucleotides long. RefSeq lists its product as hypothetical. Gene Ontology annotation, molecular function: RNA binding. Bases 1 to 1197 code for a protein of 398 amino acids. The transcript has a single exon. Lineage: Eukaryota; Apicomplexa; Conoidasida; Eucoccidiorida; Sarcocystidae. The record is from RefSeq and is a predicted model, not a curated record.